Messenger RNA from Manis pentadactyla (Chinese pangolin), 498 nucleotides. RefSeq names its product carbohydrate-binding protein AQN-1-like. The record is from RefSeq and is a predicted model, not a curated record. The coding region runs from base 1 to 498 and encodes 165 amino acids. Lineage: Eukaryota; Metazoa; Chordata; Mammalia; Pholidota; Manidae. The transcript is spliced from 4 exons.
AUGAGGCUGUCCGGCGCCUGCACGUGGGCCUUGCUGCUCAGCACAGGUAACGCACGGCCACCAGCCCCUUUCCUGGGCUCCCCCCUUACCCUGGGCCCUGCCGGGGUCGUGCCGGGCUCAGCACAGUUGUUCCAGAGGAGAAUCACCUGCGGCUACUUGGGAGUGUAUAGUGACUGUGGAGGUGUCUUCACAAACCUGACUGGCAGGUUCUACAACUACAUCGGGCCUGAAACACUUUGUGUCUGGACCAUCCAGGUGCACCCAGGUCACAAAAUUCUGCUGGCAUUACCCUACGUCAGCCUCACUUGCAGUGAAGAGUAUUUGGAAAUCGAAAACGGGCCCCCAGGAUCUGGUUCCUAUGGGAAGUUCUGUGAAGGUUUCGGUGUGGUCUAUCGAUCUUCCUCCAACGCCAUGCCCAUCAAGUACUCUAGAAAUGCUGGCCCCCCAGCCUCUUUCUUCCGUGUAUUAAAUUACUAUGGCAAUCCAGGUGGUAAGUAG